AUGAUACAGCUACUAUUAUUUUCAUUUAUCACAUUUUAUUGUUACCACACUGUGGCCGCCUUCGCCUUGGGAUCUACAAACGUAAAGGAAUGGAAUGAGUCAAUCAAGAACCAUUCUACUUUGACAUCCCUUGAUGUUACAAAUAAACAAAACCUGACUUACGGACGUCUCAUUCGUGUUAGAAGAGAUACAGAUGACGGCUCAAGUAAAUUUACCCAAGCGGCCCAAAUGGAUCAGUUGAAAGUUCUUCGUUUGUACUUACAACAUUAUAAGAAUUUGUGGGACUCCGCAUAUAUCGGCGGGGCGCAUCCUUUCCACCCAAACGUUCCUAAAGCUAUUGUUCUGCUUUGGAAAACUAAAAUAGUAGAGUUCUUCUUCCCAGCUGUAGGAGAAGACGCCGUAAAAGGAAAAUAA
This is a messenger RNA of Pieris macdunnoughi, 414 nucleotides long. Lineage: Eukaryota; Metazoa; Arthropoda; Insecta; Lepidoptera; Pieridae. The record is from the annotation of a GenBank genome assembly.